Messenger RNA from Pyrus x bretschneideri (Chinese white pear), 1240 nucleotides. RefSeq names its product bidirectional sugar transporter SWEET1. Gene Ontology annotation, cellular component: membrane. Gene Ontology annotation, molecular function: sugar transmembrane transporter activity. The coding region runs from base 252 to 1043 and encodes 263 amino acids. The record is from RefSeq and is a predicted model, not a curated record. Gene Ontology annotation, biological process: carbohydrate transport. NCBI's taxonomy places the organism in Eukaryota, Viridiplantae, Streptophyta, Magnoliopsida, Rosales, Rosaceae. The transcript is spliced from 6 exons.
CCGCUUAGUUACCGUUUACUUUUCUCUCUGAAUUUUUUCUUUAAAAUCCCAACCGCUUCGUGCACUCCUCUCUCAAAAACCCCAUUUCCUACUUUGUGAAGAAACAUCUUGCUCUUUCCUCCAUCUUCUUCUCUCUCUCUCUCUCUCUCUAUCUCUCUCCCCCCCCCCUUUUCAGUGUAGCUUCUGGUACACUGAGGCUUUUCCUCAAGGGUUCUCUGCUUUUCUUUCUCUCGUUUCAAGAUUCGGUUGAAAUGGAUCCAAAAACAAUGCAUGUUUUGAAGGUUUUUUUCGGAGUCAUUGGAAAUGGCACUGCUCUCUUCCUCUUCUUGGCACCCACAAUUACAUUUAGGAGGAUCAUAAGGAAAAGAAGCACAGAGCAGUUCUCUGGCAUCCCCUACGUGAUGACUAUGCUCAACUGCCUCCUCUCCGCUUGGUAUGGCCUGCCAUUUGUGUCCCCAAACAACAUUUUAGUGUCAACAAUCAAUGGUACUGGUGCAGCCAUUGAACUGAUAUAUGUGUUGAUCUUCAUCAUUUUUGCCCCAAAGAGGGAGAGGGCCAAAAUUCUUGGUCUCUUCACUGCUGUACUUGCUUUGUUCUCUGCUGUGGCAUUGGUCUCUCUCUUUGCCCUCCACGACAAAUCCCGGAAGCUCUUCUGUGGCCUCGCUGCCACCGUGUUCUCCGUCAUCAUGUAUAGCUCGCCGUUCUCGAUUAUGAGCACAGUGGUGAGAACUAAGAGUGUGGAGUUUAUGCCAUUUUUCUUGUCACUUUUCUCCUUCUUAUGUGGAACUUCAUGGUUCAUCUUUGGCCUACUUGGCCAUGAUCCAUUUGUUGCUAUUCCAAAUGGGUUUGGGAGUGGUUUAGGGGCACUGCAGCUGCUCCUGUACUUCAUAUACCGUGACAACAAGGGCAAGGGCAGUGGCACCAAGAAGCCCAAUGGCGCUGUAACUACUGCUGACGAAUCAAUGGAGAUGGGCGUUGCAAAGCCCGAUCAACAACCAAAGCAAUCAAUUACCAAUAAUGGCGCCCAAGAUGGGCAUGUCUAAGAACCCUUGUCUGCUUCCUACAAUUGGGUUAUUGCCACGUGGUAAUGGCUAUCACCAAACUUCCAUUUUCCAAUAUCUUGUCGUUGUUCUGGUCUUGUACGUGUGGCAGCUAAUGAUGUUGUAAUCACAAUGCCACUCUAAUUAGAUAUAAGUCCUGAUGGAAUCAAUCAUAUUACUUGCCGAUUUCUCUUUGUUCA